Messenger RNA from Prunus armeniaca (apricot), 237 nucleotides. The record is from the annotation of a GenBank genome assembly. NCBI's taxonomy places the organism in Eukaryota, Viridiplantae, Streptophyta, Magnoliopsida, Rosales, Rosaceae.
AUGGAAAAUAAACCUUUGAAUCUCCGGUUAUGGUUGUUAGGUGUGGGAAGUCCAAGGUUGACUGAGUCUGAAUGUGCUGUUGGGUUGUUUGUGUCUCUGAGGGAUAGGGGAUUCUGUGCCUUAAUUUAUGACUCCGGUGGUUUCGGAGUUUUGGACUUUAGCAAGAUUGUUUGUUUGUUCAAUUUCUGCUUUUUAACGUCUAAGCGACAAGUGAAGAAAGCAAUCACGUCAUGGUGA